Pecten maximus is the source of this 7226-nucleotide messenger RNA. RefSeq names its product SWI/SNF-related matrix-associated actin-dependent regulator of chromatin subfamily A containing DEAD/H box 1-like. The record is from RefSeq and is a predicted model, not a curated record. Gene Ontology annotation, molecular function: ATP-dependent chromatin remodeler activity; ATP binding; DNA binding. Bases 51 to 3191 code for a protein of 1046 amino acids. The transcript is spliced from 22 exons. NCBI's taxonomy places the organism in Eukaryota, Metazoa, Mollusca, Bivalvia, Pectinida, Pectinidae. Gene Ontology annotation, cellular component: nucleus.
ACGUAACAUCAGCUGCGGCACGUUUGGAAGUGCACUGUCAGAUUACAGUCAUGAGUAAAGCUGGUAAAACUGGUCUGAGCUCUCUUCUUAGCUACAGAUUUGUUAAAAAACCAAGAUCCAAACUGCAGCAUGAAGGUUCAACAAGCAGUCAGGACAGUGAUGAGACCAAGUGUCCUUCAGAUGACAACACAAGUCAGUCAUCUAACCAGAGUCUCACAAAUUCCAUUCCAAAUGGCCAAUCAGAAGAUCUAAAACGAGAGAAUUCUGUUAAUUCCACACAAUCAAAAGACACAGAAAGUUUGGAUGAUACAGAGAAGUACUGGGAUGAGGCUGAUGGGACAGAUACUGUUAUAUCUGUGUCUGUAAUUGACAGUAGAACUUCAACUGAAAAAUCUGAAAUUACAACUGUGCCAGAGACCCCUGCUUCACCCCUGUCAAGGGCUAGUUCCCCGGAGUCGCCAUUGUUUCGUGCAAAGCCCAAGAACAUACGCAGUAGAGCACUGGAGGAAGAGCCAUCAGAGGCUAGUGGAUCAUCACCAUGGAUGUCUAAAGAACAUGGCAAACUUACCAAUGGGUGUGAAUUUAAGUCUAAGAGUAGGGUAUUGCCAGACUUUAGUGAUGAAGAGUCAGAAGACGAGGAUACAGAUUUAUCUGCUGAGGAUAAAAAGAUAUUGAACAACCUGAUGCAGGUCUUUCCCAGCCAGUCUCGAGAUGUUAUACGGCAAGCAUUCCUAGACGCAGACAAGAUCUAUGAGUUGGCAGCGGAAAAUCUUAUUAACGGAGGGAAGCAUAAUACAAAGAAGAAGAAACGAGUGAUACGACUAGACAGUACUGACUCUGAGAAUUCCCAGGAACCUCCAGCGAAGCGAGCACGCCCAGUAGUGUCUAGUGAUGACCAGGAUAGUCAGGCUACAAUCAUCGACUCACAGAGUCAAGAUGGAGUCAUAGGGUACACAACGCAAGAGGAGAGAAUAAAGUUCUUAUCAGAUUCAUUCCCAACAAGGUCACGGCGGUCUAUAUACAGAGCCCUGGAAACAAAGAAUUGGCUAGUAGAUGAUGCUGCUGAAAUGCUGAGCACGAAGAAAAAAGAAAAUGGUGCAGAAGGUGGUGAUAUAGAUUUAUCUGACGAGGAUGAGGACUUUGCCAGUGGUGACGAGGCAGGCAACAGCGAAGACAGUUUAGAUGAUGGUGUUGAUGAACAUCAAACACAAAAGGAGAUGAUCCUGGGAUUUUUCCAGGAUGCCACACUUGAAGAACUGGCUGGAAGUCCAGGCUGUUCUAAAAGGAAGGCCGAGAUGAUUCUCAAAGCAAGACCGUUUAAGUCGUAUGAUGACUUGCAUAACAAGUUUGGCAGCGUGAAAGGGUUAUCACCAGAUCUGAUCGGUGGUUGCCUAGAAAUCAUCAGGGUGCGAGAUGUCAUUAUCCGUUUGAUGCAGAAGUGUGAGAAAAUCUCAGCUGAGAUGGAGAGAGUGGUGACAUAUCUUACACAACAAGACAGCAUUGAUGAAUCAGAUAACAGGAUACAUAUCACCAAACAGCCGGCUCUGCUGAAUAGCGACUACCAACUGAAACCUUUCCAGAUGGUUGGACUUAAUUGGCUGAGGAUCAUGCAUUCCAAAGAGAUUAAUGGCAUUCUGGCUGACGAGAUGGGCCUGGGCAAGACGAUUCAGACAAUAUCGUUUGUAGCCCACCUUCUAGAGGAGGGAGAGGAGGGACCACAUGUCAUCAUCGUCCCCUCAUCUACCAUAGAUAACUGGCUGAGGGAAUUCUCUGUGUGGUGUCCAGCUGUCAAGGUCCUGGUAUACUAUGGGUCUCAGGAGGACCGCCGGGUCACUAGGAGGAGCAUCCUGUAUGAAGAUUUUGUUGAUUUCCAUGUCAUUCUCACCACAUACAAUAUGGCAACAGGAAGUGUAGAAGACAGAGCAUUGUUUAAGAAGUUUGAAUUCCAUUAUUCCAUUUUUGAUGAAGGUCACAUGCUGAAAAACAUGUCCUCACUUCGGUACCAAAACUUAAUGAAGAUACAGUCUGAGCGUCGCCUAUUGUUGACUGGGACACCCCUACAGAAUAACUUACUGGAACUGAUGUCACUGCUGUGCUUUGUUAUGCCUGACAUGUUCAUCGGCAAGACUGACCAUCUUAAGCGGAUGUUCUCCAUGAUCACGAAAUCUGUUGAUGAUAAAAGGAGUAAGUACGAAGCUGAGAGGAUAGCUCAUGCCAAACAGAUAAUGAAGCCCUUCAUCUUGAGACGACUCAAGUCUGAGGUUCAGAAGCAGUUACCACAGAAGUCUGAAUGUGUUAAACUUUGUGAAAUGAUUCCAGACCAGGCAGAAAAUUAUCACAAACUUGUCAACAAAUUUCAACAAGAGCUCAGGAACUCAUCUGAUGGGCCAGGGGAAUCCAAGGGAGGGGCAGCCAUGUUGAUGCAGCUACGCAAGGCUGCAAACCAUCCACUGUUGUCAAGGACUCACUAUACAGACAAACUCUUACGGGAAAUGUCCAAACACAUAGCGAGGGAGCCAUCUCACAGGGACAGACAAGCUAAUCCGCAGCUGAUCUUUGAGGAUAUGUGUGUGAUGCAUGACUUUGAGAUUCACAAACUAUGUAAAUAUUAUGAGAAAUAUAUUGGAAAGUACAAAAUGCCGCCAUCAGCUAUCCAGGAUUCUGCCAAGUUUCGGGUGUUGGAUGAUUUACUUGUGAAGUUGAAGUCGCAGGAUGACCGAGUGUUGAUAUUCAGUCAGUUCACUAUGAUGAUGGACAUCAUGGAAGACUAUCUGAAGCAGAAAAAGUACAAGUACAUGAGACUGGAUGGGUCAACACCAGUACCAGAGAGGCUACAGAUGAUCGAUGAGUAUACAAACAACCUAGAUAUAUUCAUCUUCCUCUUGUCUACGAAGGCUGGGGGUCUAGGCAUCAACCUCACUGCAGCUAAUGUUGUCAUCAUUCAUGACAUCGACUUUAACCCCUACAAUGACAAACAAGCAGAGGACCGCUGUCAUCGAGUGGGACAAAAAAAGGAGGUAUCCAUUGUUAGACUCAUCACCAAAGAUACUGUGGAGGAAGGCAUGCUGAGGUGUGCUCAAGAGAAACUCAAGUUGGAGAAGGAUAUUACUACUAAUGAAGGGUCGGAGCAAGAGAGCGGUGGGGAUGUGGCAUCAUUACUGAAAGAAGCUCUAGGUCAGGGCAAAGUUUGAUGACAGCUGGCGAUAGGCUUUAGGUAUGAUAUAAUCUAUGGACAUGUACAAGAUACUACUGGUCAAAGAAUAUGGAUGCUCUGAAUCAGAUCUAUAGUGCCAUGGUGUAUGUGCUAUUGUGUAUCUAACUGAUCGCCAGGUCAGCUACAGUGACUGUACAGCUAGUGAAAGGAACCACUGUCGUGUAUGUUUGACAUAGCUAUAGGUACAUAGUACACUUAAAUGUGUAACCUGUUGUACGGUGCCACAGUGAACUUCUGAUGUGUUUUGAUACAAUAUAGUUGUCAGGAAUAAAAGCUGACAUGUACAUUUAUACAGUGCUAGGGUUUAGGCCAGUUACCAUGUAUAAAGAGAAAACAUACAUGUUUGUGGCGUCACUCAGGGAUGGUAAACUUUCUAAAUGAUCUGAAUAAUGAUCAAACAUGGAGUUGGGUGAAUGAUCCAAGAUGGAAUGAUCACUUACCAAUUUGGGGGAUGAAUGAUCAGAGAUUGAGUCGGAUGUGUGAUCAAUUCAGGCGAAUGAGCAGAGACUACUGAAUGGUCAGAAACUUUGAUUGAUGAAUGAUCAGAAUCCCUAGUUUGUUGAACGAUCAGAGACUGCAUUUGAUGAAAGACCAAAUCUAAUGAGCAAUUAGAGACCCAGUGUGAUGAGUCAUCAGAGACCAAGUCUGGUGAACAAUCAGAGGUCCAGUGUGAUGAACGAUUGUAGACCAAUUCUGAUGAACUAUCAGAGGCCCAGUGUGAUGAACGAUUGUAGACCAAGUCUGAUUAAUGAUCAAAGACCCAGUUGGAUGAAUGCUCAGAGACCAGGACUGAUGAACAAUGAUAGGCUCAGUGUGAUGAACUAUCAGAGACCAAAUCUGAUGAACAAUCAGAGACCCAGUGUGAUGAACUAUCAGAGGCCCAGUGUGAUGAACGAUUGGAGACCAAGUCUGAUUAAUGAUCAGAAACCAAGACUGAUGAACAAUCAGAGACCCAAUGUGAUGAACAAUUGGAGACCAAGUCUGAUUAAUGAUCAGAAACCAAGACUGAUGAACAAUUAGAGGCCCAGUGUGAAGAACAACAAUCAGAGACCCAGUGUGAUGAGUCCAAGGAGUGAUCAGGGUCUUAUUAAAGAUCUGAAACAGAGUGUGAUGUUUGAGAAACAAGAAAUAUCCUUGUCUGGGUGUUUACAUCCAAGAAAUAUAUUUUGGUCAGACAACUGAUAAUGUUAUGCUACAACAAACAAAAUGAUUUAAAUCAAUUGAAAGAGAUAGAGGUAUGUAAUAGUUAAUUACUACAGAAACUGACCAAUCAUGUUAUAGGUCUCCACUUCUCUAACUGUAAAGUUAUCAUAAACAUUAACAUCAAAAUAUAGGUUUAAUGUUUGAAUAUACGUUUCUAUUCUUGUCAUAUUUAGUGCUCCAAAAUAACAGGAAAACUGAUCAAAUACAAUGUGUGCUUGUGUGUUGUAAAUGUACAUAAAUUGAUUUUUGUCCGUACUGUUAAAGGUAUGGAUGAAUAAAUAAGUUAUCUGUAUAGAUGCAUUUGUAAAGGGAUUUGAAGUUUGUUCACAGUUGUAAUAAAACUAUUAUUUAGAUAUCAUUACUCUUCCUAAUGUUUUCUGACCUUAUGAGUAUGCCUUUAUGAUCAAUUUCUUUUAUGAUAAAAUUUCAACAUGUUUUCUUAGCAAUUUCGACAUUAUAGGACAUAUUUAUUAAACAAAAGUUUUGCUUCUUGCAGAACAUACAUUUUUUUUCUAAAUUUUGCAUUAAAAUAUCAGUGUUAUAUGGUGAGGAUUUCAUAAAAAUAGAAAUCUUAAAAGAAAUUAAAAAAAAAAAUGGAAAUUAGUUUUAUACAUUCCAUUAUGUCACAAUUUUUUUACCAACUUUAAGAUUGUAACAAAGGCAGAGGGUGUAGGUCAAAAAGGUGUAGGAAUUUAUAGUGGUAAAAAAAUGUUUGGAAACUUACAUUUCAUACAUUUAAUAUUUGCAAUUUUGUCUCGAGCUUGUAGCUCAAAAUGAUUUUUAUAUUACCAUCCUUCAUUAUUUUGUAAUUUUUUUGCUUUUUCAAAUUUUCAUUUUAUUGCUGUUUUUCAUAUUUAUUGCGAAAUUAGAUUUACUUCUAUCUCUUGUAAAAAGAGACAGUUUAUAGAUGGGUAUAUGGAUUUGCUCAAAUACAGGUAAGUGCUAUGUAGUGGAUAUAUUUACAUGUUUUACAUAACAGAAAUUCUAGCUUGGAAUUUCUUGAAAUAGCAUGAAUUUUUGUGGAAAAAAAGGGUUUAAACAAAAGUGAUAUUGAAACAAAAAUUAAAGUAAAUGUACUAGUUGUGUAUAUCAUUAGUCUUCAUUGUUGGGUGUGUACAUUGGUCGAUAUCCCACCAAGUCAGUUUUCUUAACGGGGGAUUUCCUAUAGUCAAUAAAGAAAAUUCUGGGGUUUAAAGACUAAAUCAAAUAUUCAACUAAUCCCCAUUCUUUGGUGUGUUCAUCUGGAGAAAGCCAGAAUAAUUUGGUACAAUAUUAAUAGAACUUUGAUUUUUCUUGCAAUUAUUUUAAUAAAAAGAUGCAUGAAUGGGAUGAUUAUUAUUUUAAUAUUUUCAAAUGAAUGGAAGAAUACAACAAUGCAUUGAUGUAAAUGUUUUCUUUUGUUCACAUUUGACAAUGUUUGAUUACAGAUUUGAGAAGAUAUCAUAUGAAAUGAAUGGUUAGAAUUAAUUGUGUUUGAGAAUAAUGUAAGAUUACUUUUAUGUAGGAUGAUAGUAAAUUGUGACACUAUAAAUUAUUCACGAGAGUUAGUUGCUAUGUGAGAUUAUGUGAAAGAAUUACAUUGCUAUGAGAGAUGUAUUUGAGAUAUGUUGCUUUGGAAGAUGUGUGUACAAGGCUGACUGAAUUAUCUUGAUAUGGUAAAUUAUCUAUGACAGAUAUGUUUCUAUGGGAGAUUCCGUUUGAGAGUUACAAUGCUGUGAAAGAUUAUGCUGGAGAGUUCUGUGCUAUGAGGGAUUAUGUGUGAGAGUUAUGUUGCUAUGAGGGAUUAUGUGUGAGAGUUACAUUGCUGUGAGGGAUUAUGUGUGAGAGUUACAUUGCUGUGAGGGAUUAUGUGUGAGAGUUACAUUGCUGUGAGGGACUAUGUGUGAGAGUUACAUUGCUGUGAGGGACUAUGUGUGGGAGUUACAUUGCUGUGAGGGAUUAUGUGUGAGAGUUACAUUGCUGUGAGGGAUUAUGUGCGAGAGUUACAUUGCUGUGAGGGAUUAUGUGUGAGAGUUACAUUGCUGUGGGGGAUUAUGUGCGAGAGUUACAUUGCUGUGAGGGAUUAUGUGUGAGAGUUACAUUGCUGUGGGGGAUUAUGUGCGAGAGUUACAUUGCUGUGAGGGAUUAUGUGUGAGAGUUACAUUGCUGUGAGGGAUUAUGUGUGAGAGUUACAUUGCUGUGAGGGAUUAUGUGUGAGAGUUACAUUGCUGUGAGGGAUUAUGUGUGAGAGUUACAUUGCUGUGAGGGACUAUGUGUGGGAGUUACAUUGCUGUGAGAGUUACAUUGCUGUGAGGGAUUAUGUGUGAGAGUUACAUUGCUGUGGGGGACUAUGUGUGGGAUUUACGUUGCUGUGAGGGAUUGUGAAAAGACCGGGAAUGAGUGAUGUGGUUUAGAAUAGAAUAGUAGAAUAGUAAUUUUCAUGAAAAUUCACUUAUGUUGUUAUGAGAGAUUAAAUUGCUGUUGUGGGAGAAGACGUAUGAGAGUUAUGUUGCUGUAAGAGAUUAUGUAUGAGAGUUACAUUGUUGUGAGGGAUUAUGUAUGAGAGUUAUGUUGCUGUGAGAGAUCAUGUAUGAGAGUUAUGUUGCUGUGAGAGAUCAUGUAUGAGAGUUAUAAUGAUAUGAGAGAUUAUGUAUGAAAGUUAUUUUGAUACAGAAGAUCAUAUAUGAGAGUUAUGUUGCUGUGGGCGAUUAUGUGAGUUUUGAGUGGGGAUGAGUGAUGUGGUUUAGAAUAACACUUUUCAGAUCCAUGUUUUAUACUUGUAUAAUAACUGUACAUGACCAACAUCAGUAAAUAAAUUGUUUGAUGUAAA